AUGGCAGGCUGUGCAGUUAUUGGUGGUGGUUUGUCGGGGCUCUCAACUGCUUAUCUCCUUUCCCGUCUGCCACGCAGUCAGGUUAAUCAUGUCUAUGUAUACGAAGCGAAUCCCAAACGUUUUGGUGGCUGCUUCAAGACAGGAUAUAAUCCGAAAACAGGGGCACUUCAUGAUCUUGGCCCACAUAGCGCACGAAUCUCGUCGCCUUUGACAAAUCCGCUUUUGCGUCUCAUCUCAAGCCUCGGUUUUACUCGAGAUGAAGUCUUUUGGCUACCACAAUUGAGACGCUUUAUUUUUGUGGCUGGUGCACUUCGAUCAAUUGAUCUUCUUUCUCCUACUACUCAAGCCCCCUUUACUCGGUCCCAUUUGUCUAUGUUCGUCCGACGUUCCUUAGCGAAGGGUAUUGGUCCACUAAAGGAAGAUGUGUCAGUAGAUGAGUUCUUACGGUCGAGAUUUGAUGAUGAAUUUGCAAAGUACAUAGGGGGUGCGUUGAUACGCGGCAUUUGUGGAGUUGAUUCCAAGCGCGUUAGCGCUUCCGCACUUCUAAGUCCGUUAAUUAGGUGGGAAAAUAGCGGCCCGAACAUAAUACUGGGAGCCGCAAAAAGCAUUGCUUCUGAGAAACUGCGCUCUCUUUUGCCUUCCUCACAAAAAGGUAUUUCUGACCAAGCCGUUGACAGCCUCUUGCCGCCAUUGUCAGAUGGGGUCACCCCUCCACCGCGAGCAAGCAUCCUAAAUUUGAAAGGUGGAAUGCAAGCCCUCACUGAUCGUCUCAUCAAAACUUUGUCGGAAUCUCCUAACGUGACCUUAAAAAGAGGCGCAUUGGUGAAAACACUUAACUACCAAGGUAAACAGUAUGAAUUAACUCUACUCGAUGAGGGAUCAUCCCACCUUUCGAAAGUUAAAAACGAUGCCGUUUUUCUGUGCACACCAGCUCGUGGAAUGGGGAUGAUUUUGUCUAGUAACUCAUUUCUUCCCUCCUCUGUAACAAACCUCCUAACUCCUGAGGUAUCUCCAGCCGCCAGUGUUGGCGUUGUUGCCCUAGAAUUCGACAUUCCUCACUUAGCUCUCCCUUGUGGAUUCGGUCACCUCCUACCAAUUUCUGAGGAUGAGACGGUCAUGGGUGUUGUCUACGACAGUUGUACUUUCCCACACAUGGACGGGAAAGUUCCUUGCGAUCAGAUGAGGAGGACCGUUCGUUUUACUAUCAUGCUCGCACCACGACCAGCCUGGCUAAAAGCUGCGCCUGCCAGCGAUCCGUUUGACCUUGAACCUGAACUGCGCCACACAUUAAUUGAGAUAGGCUUAACAGCCUUGAAGCAACAACUGGGUUUGCAGGUUUCUCAGCCAAUUUCCGCACACGUAGGCUUGUGGAACAGUUCCAUCCCCAGUUAUCCGGUAGGCCACCUCGAUAAUGUGCAAAGGAUUCGCAGCGCUGUCGCUAACACGCUAGGACCGAAUCAAAUGGACACGUUGCAACUUGUUGGAAGUGCACUGGAUGGAAUUGGCGUAGGCGACUGCGUCAAGAGUGCUGUGAAGGCUGUAAACACUUUCUCACACAAACUUCCUGUACGUUAG
Messenger RNA from Mesocestoides corti, 1575 nucleotides. NCBI's taxonomy places the organism in Eukaryota, Metazoa, Platyhelminthes, Cestoda, Cyclophyllidea, Mesocestoididae. The record is from the annotation of a GenBank genome assembly.